GCCUUGGAUAACGAAGUCCCUGUUGAUGUCAUUCACAAACUCACGGCCAUUGACAAAUGGUUCUUGUAUAAGAUGCGUGGCAUUGUGAACAUGGAGAAGAUCCUGAAGGAACUGAACAGUGAAACUGUUCCAGAAGAGACGUUGAGGAGAGCCAAACAGAUCGGGUUCUCAGACAGACAGAUUGGGAAAUGCCUGAGGCUGACUGAAGUCCAGUCCCAUCAACUGAGACUGAGGAAGAAUAUUGUGCCCUGGGUGAAACAGAUUGACACACUGGCAGCAGAAUACCCAGCGGUGACUAAUUACCUCUACAUCACGUACAACGGGCAGGAACACGAUGUAAAAUUUGAUGACUGUGGAGUGAUGGUGUUGGGCUGUGGACCAUAUCACAUAGGCAGCAGCGUGGAGUUUGAUUGGUGUGCUGUCUCCAGUAUCCGCACGCUGCGUCAGCUUGGCAACAAGACCGUUGUAGUGAAUUGCAACCCGGAGACAGUGAGCACAGAUUUUGAUGAGUGUGACAGACUGUACUUUGAGGAGCUGUCAUUGGAAAGGAUCCUGGACAUCUACCAAUAUGAGGGAUGCAGUGGUUGCAUUAUUUCUGUAGGCGGGCAGAUUCCCAAUAAUUUGGCAGUGCCACUGCACCAGAGGGGAGUGAAGAUCCUUGGCACAAAUCCUUUGCAGAUUGGCCAGGCAGAAGAUCGUGCCGUAUUCUCAGCCGUUUUGGAUGAGCUGCGUGUGGCCCAGGCUCCUUGGAAGGCUGUCAGCACCCUGAAAGAUGCCGUUGAAUUUGCAAGCUCUGUGAGUUACCCGUGUUUGCUGAGGCCUUCCUAUGUUCUGAGUGGCUCAGCGAUGAAUGUAGUAUUCACUGAAGAGGAAAUGAAGAAGUUCUUAGCAGAAGCCACCAGAGUCUCUCAGGAUCACCCUGUGGUACUCACUAAAUUUAUUGAAGAUGCCCGUGAGGUGGAAAUGGAUGCUGUGGCCAAGGCAGGAAGGGUCGUCUCACAUGCUGUUUCGGAGCACGUGGAGGAUGCGGGCGUUCACUCGGGAGAUGCCACCCUCAUGUUACCCACACAGACUAUUAGCCAGGGAGCCUUGGAGAAGGUAAAAGACGCUACAAAGAAGAUUGCCAAUGCCUUUGCCAUCUCUGGUCCCUUCAACGUUCAGUUUUUGGUGCGAGGCAACGACGUGCUG
Molecule: messenger RNA, 1188 nt
Organism: Eurypyga helias (sunbittern)
Lineage: Eukaryota; Metazoa; Chordata; Aves; Eurypygiformes; Eurypygidae
Product: carbamoyl-phosphate synthase [ammonia], mitochondrial-like
Exons: 11
Biological process (GO): L-glutamine metabolic process
Cellular component (GO): cytoplasm
Molecular function (GO): metal ion binding; ATP binding
Source: RefSeq, a predicted model, not a curated record